AGGGAGGACUUCGGAUCUCUAUUCUCUCUGCCACCCAGAUGCGUUCCUUGCUGGACCGUAACAAGAACAAGAAGAGCUCUGCUGCGGGGCUGGAUGUGGCAUUGGGGCUGGUCCCCCAGCAGCAGCAGCCCAGGAUGUUCAGCUGUGUGUCCGGCUUCUGGGUGCUGCUCUCCGCCUGCCUGGUGGCUGUCUGCAGCUUCAGCUUCCUCUCCCCGGCUUGGAUCGUCAGAUCGGCCGAUUAUGACAGGCUGGAACCGAUCAGCUUCGGGCUCCUGUGGCACUGCUCGGAGAGUAUGGACCACAUGCCGAGCUGCUACACCUUCGGAGGACUGGGCAGGUUUAAUGAUAUCCCUUCCAGCUCAUGGCAGACAAGUGCCGUGCUGUGUUCUGGAGGGUGUGCUCUCCUGGUUAUGAGCUGUCUGCUAGCCAUCGUGACCUUGUUUCUUCCCAGCGGCUUGUGUGAAAGACGGCUGUGUACGCUCGCAGGAUACAUGCAGACAGCGGCAGUGUUUAUCAUGGCUUCCGGUCUUUUGGUGUACCCCUUUGGCCUCAACUCUAUGACUGUGAAGAAAUACUGUGAGAACUCAAGUAUAUACUAUGCAGGAGACUGUCAUAUCGGAUGGGGCUACAUGCUUGCAAUUGUUGGGGUCAUGUUAUCUGUAUUUUUGCCAUUUUUCGCUAAAUAUGCAUCAAGAGAACAUAUAUCUCCGACCCCAAUUCCUACAAUUUUAUAGUAUUUUAUUACUGCUGGAAUAAAAGAGCAAAAAUAAAUAAAAUUCUGUCUAGAGAGGGUGGACAGAAGGUAUUAUAGCACUUCUUUGCAGCUGUGCAGCUUAACAUAUAGGCCACAUCGAAUAUUGCAUUCAUCGUCUUCCUGAAGCAUGAUUAAAAUAAGAGCCUUGAAUCAAGUUUCAUUACACGGCAGUGAUUUUCUUAGGUUUCCUACUCCUUCCUUUAUACUCUAUGCUAGUUAUUUUAUAUCUUACUACCUCCUAAAAAAACUAAUUUUACAUUGAAUACAAAUUCUGUAUUGGAAGUCAGAUUUGUUGUUUUAAAACAAUUGUUACGCUGUAUUAAUUUUUAAAAAUGGCCACCCAGUCUAAGUUCCAUCUGGCUGCCUGGUACAUCAAUUACAUUAUUAUAGGCGUAGUGCAAUGCCAGACUGUCUCAAACCUCUCGUGAUGUUCCAUAUCCAUACCCUUUAUUGGGUGUAGGGAGCUCAGCUCAGGCCCCAUCCAGUCCCAAGGUUUUAGGAACGACUACACCCCCUGUGUCUGUGGUAGUUUCUGUUCAAGCUGCCAGCAACCUAUCCAUAAUGAAGGCACUGAAAACUAGUACUGUAACAUCAUAGUGGAGCAAAAGUGGAAUAGUUACUCUCACAAAUUAGUCUGUUUCCUAUUCAAAUGAAGGAAUCUGGCUGCCCCAUUGUGGUCAAGUUUUGU
Molecule: messenger RNA, 1442 nt
Organism: Nanorana parkeri
Lineage: Eukaryota; Metazoa; Chordata; Amphibia; Anura; Dicroglossidae
Product: transmembrane protein 211-like
Exons: 3
Coding region: 39-734 (231 amino acids)
Cellular component (GO): membrane
Source: RefSeq, a predicted model, not a curated record